AUGCCACCCGUCAUGGCAGACUACGAGCAGGAACAGGAGAUGGAGUUGGAGGCCCUGCAGGCCAUCCUCAUGGACGACAUCAAGGAGAUCGACCCCAGCGAAAGCGGGAUCGACACCAACUCCCGCUGCUUCGAGAUCCUGCUAUCCCCUCAGGAUGAUGAUUUCGACGAGGCAGCUCAUGUACCAGUUCAAAUGGCUCUGGUUUUUGCACACACUGAGAAGUACCCAGAUGAGCCUCCACUUGUGAAUAUCAAAAGUGUACGGGGUAUUAAACCAGACGACCUCACAUCCUUGAAAGAAAAGCUUGACCAAGAGGCAACUGAGAAUCUUGGUAUGGCUAUGAUUUAUACUCUUCUCGACUCGGCUAAAGAAUGGUUAACUGAAAAAUAUGGUCAAAAUGCUGGAGAUGAGGAACCUGACGAAACUGAAGAACCAGCAGAGGAGGUCAUUAUACCCCAUGGUGAAGCUGUUACUGUAGAGAGCUUUAUGGCCUGGAGGGAACGUUUUGAAGCUGAAUUGGCGCUGCAGCGUGCUAAGCUAAUGCCAGAGUCAGCUCUUACUGCCCCAAAGGAAAAGAAACUCUCUGGAAGACACUAUUUUGAAAGUGGAAGGCAUAUAACGAAAGGAGCAGGUACAGUUGCUGAAGAAGAUGAGGAAGAGGAGGAGGAGGAUAUCGAAUUCGAUGACGAUUUUGAAGAUGACGAGGAGGACAUGCUCGAGCAUUUUUUAGCAGAACAGACGGGGAAAUCGUCAGCUUAG
Molecule: messenger RNA, 759 nt
Organism: Triticum turgidum subsp. durum (durum wheat)
Lineage: Eukaryota; Viridiplantae; Streptophyta; Magnoliopsida; Poales; Poaceae
Source: the annotation of a GenBank genome assembly